AUGGAAUGCCAGUUUGUCAAAAGUAUAGCAUGCUUAGUACCCCCCAGCGCCCCAUUAGAGGGUGACAACUACCAAUUAAUGGCUACACCUAACGAUGCAGGUGUUGAAGUAUACCUAGGAGAUGGCACUGAAGAGAGAUCAUAUCAGUAUAGCCAUUGCAUAACGCCCGAGUUGGUCGAAAACACUUACGAGAAGGAGCAAGCUAUCGUUGACCUUGUUUUGCACGGCUAUAGUUCUACUAUCUUGAUGUUAGGAAAAGGGGACACGAAUGUAUACCAACAAAGAAAGAAAGAUACCCGUUUGUUGCUUGAUAUGCUGAUGGAUAGGAUAAAUGCAAUGCAACAACAAUUGCAAGAACAGCAUCAACAAAAGAGUGAUCCCGAUCUAAAAAGUCCUUUCAGAAUCGAGUAUGCUUAUCUUGCUGUUUCAGAUAGGCAAAUCAUCGAUAUUAGAAAAGAUGAAGAAUAUACACUGGGGGAUAUACAGCAGAACAAUGGCAUUGAUUUUUUGAUGAAAGCAGUAAAAAACUUUGACGAUGUAAAGUCAAAAGCGAGACAUGAAAUAGGAAUGCCUACAUUGUUAAGCAUAAAACUGACGAAUAAUGUGGAUGGGGUUCAAGGUCGACUACAAAUCAUGGAUAUCAUCAAUCCUCCUUUUAAUACAAUCCCUGCAAAUAACCAACUGAACAGAUCGAUUUAUUACUCAUUCAAAGCCUUGUGCGAAGUCGUUGAUAGCGUAACAGAUUCAUACGAAGGACGCUUAGAUACAGACGGCAUUAUCUUGACUAAACUCUUGACACCAGCAUUGUGUGGUGAGGAACAGCUCACCAUCCUCGCGUAUUAUAAUACGCGCGUGAGUAAGGAAGCCCUAGAUGACUUGACCGCGUGCCUAGAUCUCAUAGAAAAAUUUUGUCAGAUUGCUAUUCGCACGCGUCCCACCAUCCAAACGAAAAAUACAGUAGAGUAUAAACGACUACAUAAAAAAGUCAUAGUCAUCGGAGAACGCUAUAAACAGCUUGCAGAAGAGAAGAAGAAAAUAGAAGACUAUUUAAGUUGUAAACAAAAUCAAGUGAAUUUUUUGGAAAUCAGGAAUGAAGAACUCAGAUCUACAACAGUCAAUAAGCAAGCAGCAAUUGAAUCAAAAGCAGAAUUAGCUUAUGCUGAAGCAGUCAUAAGCAUGCGAAAUUUCAAAAUUGAGAAUCUAGAAGCAGAUAUUCAAACAGAACGUAAUAGAGUAGAACACUUGACGAGCAUUAUUGUACCUCAGUUGACGGAAAAGCUAACAGAAGCUAGACAAGAAAUACAAAAGCUUCAAUCACAUUUACAACAGUACGAGACAGUGCAAGGAUCUCAACGAGCCAAAGUUUCAGAGCAGAGUCAAGAAUUAGAACGCCUUCGCACCGAAAAUAGAAGACUACAAGAAUUCAAUAAUCACUUGAAAGAAACAAAUGUACGACUUGAACGAGACAAUUCUGAGUUAGAGACAAAGUAUCAAAGCAUGCAAGAGGAGUUAAGAACAGCACAGAAUAAGCUCAUUACAGUACAGCGUGAGCACCAGCAGCAGCAAUUGGCAGGAGCGAAUACGGAUACAGAGGUUGAAGAAAAGAUUAAAGCCGCUGUUAAAAAGGUGAAGGAUAAGUAUAAGCUGAUGUUAACUGGAGUCAUCGAGAAGCUGAAUAACGAACGUGAAGAAGAAAGGGAGCAGAUCAAACAGCACUACAAAGCAAAGCAAGCAAAGUUGAUGAAGCAGUUUGAAGAAGAUUUACAGUUGGUGAGAGAGGCAGAGCAAGCCAAAUACGGUGGUGAUAUUGUAGAGAGGACGAGGAAAGAUCUUGAAAAUAUGACGGAAAGGUGCAGGACCUUCAAACUUGAAAUUGAAACCCUUCAAGGCAAACUGAAAGAAUAUGAACAACAACAGGAAGGUGGUUUAGAAAAAACGUCAUCAGCGAAAAAGCAAGGUAAAAGGGCGUCCUCUUCCACCCCAUCAUCUCCGACAUCAGAAGCCGAUACACCUACUGCUGCAGUCGACGAGCAUAUCGGCACUGGUACAAAACCUCCUGAAACAAAAAAUCAAGAACAAACAAAACCGUCUCCUACGGUUCAAACAAGGAGUAAAGUUCAAACGAAAUUGGUUCCUACAACGACUACCAGACCCAAAAGAACGAUUCGUCCUGAUAGUGAGGAAGAUGCGGAAGACGAAGAUGAUGAAGAUAUUCAAACUGUAAAACCGAUUAGAAGAACUCGAGCGAGAAAGGCAGCACAGACAACAUCGGUAACAACUGCUGCAACAUCAACUCCACCUCAAUCAAUAAACGAGCAUUCCAAUCAAGAAGAUGAUGCUAACGGUAAAGCAGGUUCUUCUACUGCUGCACCCAAUAAAGCUGAGGAAAAACAAAAGUCAGGCAAAAGCGUCAGUUCAAGCAGUACUGCCAAGAAGAGAAAAACUAAGCGAUAG
Molecule: messenger RNA, 2454 nt
Organism: Mycotypha africana
Lineage: Eukaryota; Fungi; Mucoromycota; Mucoromycetes; Mucorales; Mycotyphaceae
Exons: 10
Coding region: 1-2454 (817 amino acids)
Source: RefSeq, a predicted model, not a curated record